AUGAAUGGACAUCUUGAAGUAUUAAAAUAUUUACAUGAAUUAGGGUAUAAAGGAACAGAAUGGGCAAUUGAUGAUGCUGCAGAAAAUGGUCACCAUGAAGUAUUAAAAUAUUUACAUGAAUUAAGGUAUAAAAAAGGUAAUAAAGUUGAUUUUGCUGCAAGUAUAGGUAGAAAUGAUCUUAUUAAAUUAUUAAAUCAAUUAGGUGAAAAGGGUACAAAAGAUGUACAAAAAUAUUUACAUUCAUUAGGUUAUAAAGGUAUAAAAGAUGCAAUAGAUAAUGCUGUAAAAAAUAGUCACCUUGAAGUAGUAAAAUAUUUAAUUGAAUUAGGAUAUGAAUGUUAUGAAUGGAUAAUUCAUGUUGCUGUAGAAAAUGGUCAUCUUGAAGUAGUAAAAUAUUUACAUUCUAUUGGAUAUAGAGUAGAAGAAUGGGAAAUUACUAGUGCUGCAAAAUAUGGUCACCUUGAAAUAUUAAAAUACUUGCAUGAAUUAGGGUAUAGAGGUACAGAAUAUGCAAUUUAUCAUGCUGUACACAAAGAUCACCUUGAAGUUGUAAAGUAUUUAAUUGAAAAAGGGUAUAGAGGAGCAGAAGAUUCAAUUGAUUUCGCUGCAAGUAUUGGUCGAAUUGAAAUAGUUAAAUAUUUACAUGAAUUAGGGUAUAGAGGAACAGAAAAUGCAAUUAAUGAAGCUGCAGAAAAUGGUCACCUUGAAGUAGUAAAGUAUUUAUAUUCGAUGGGGUAUAGAGGAACAGAAUAUGCAUCAUCUAAUGCUGCAGAAAAUGAUACUAACAGUCUCUGUUCUACAAAAGGAUGUUACUCGUCAAAUUAUUGCUAUGUUGUAUCUGGUAAUGCAGUUUGCUCAUGUCCAUAUGGAUAUUAUUUACAACCAGAUAAAAGAACAUGUUUAGUUGGUAUGAAUUUUGUUGUAAUGAUACCUGAUCCGUUUAAAGUUUUUGUUGGUUGGAUAGACCAACAAGAAGAUAUGUUAUUUUGGCCCGUGUUGUUAUAUCUAGAUAUAUUUAUUUAUUUUUUGUGUAACCUAUUAGAACUCGGAUGUAAAGGCUUAAGUGACUUUGAAAUCUCAAAAGCAUACAGUUAA
Molecule: messenger RNA, 1095 nt
Organism: Hydra vulgaris (swiftwater hydra)
Lineage: Eukaryota; Metazoa; Cnidaria; Hydrozoa; Anthoathecata; Hydridae
Source: RefSeq, a predicted model, not a curated record